Acanthaster planci (crown-of-thorns starfish) is the source of this 1825-nucleotide messenger RNA. RefSeq lists its product as uncharacterized. NCBI's taxonomy places the organism in Eukaryota, Metazoa, Echinodermata, Asteroidea, Valvatida, Acanthasteridae. The record is from RefSeq and is a predicted model, not a curated record.
ACUUUUUAAUAAUAUAUUUCAUGACACUGUUAUACGAUGUACAUGUAUACCCAAUAUAUUCUGGACUAGUUAAUCAGAGAGCGAUUACAUUUCCGUAAAAGUGACAUUUAGCUUAAUGAAGUACUUAAAAAAACAGGUUUAUUCCGACAGUCUCAUAGGUUUGUGCACAGGGGCUUUGAGUGUUGUCCUGUUGUACAUGGGUGGAACUCUUUCUGAUUUUUCCACUCUUUAACCAUUAACUCAGUGAGUCAUUUCAGUUGUACAUUACGUCUCCUGUUUUUCUUCCAUGCAGCUCAUCCUAAAGGCAAGGGUUCCAAAGUCCAGGGUCAGGAUGUUCGCAGAACUAAGGACAAAGAACAGCCAGCACACAAGCAAGAGCAACGACCAUCACUCUCAAAAGAGGAUGUGUUGAAAAAAUCCCAAGAUUACUUCAAGACAGCUCUUCAGAGAAUGCAGACUAAUCCGGUUUUCACUGGUGGUUAUCCCCUGGCAAUCGCUACCAUGGGACUUGUUGUGAUGCUGCUCACAAUGAUUGAGAGGGCUGAGAUGCAAACCUACUGCACUGACAUGGUGUGUGCCCUGUGGGCAAUACUGACAGCAGGCGAUGGCAAAUUUCUUAAGCCUGAGGCAUCUGCAAUGAUGUGGACAGCAUUCCACAAGUUCAAGCUGGAAAGUUCCUCAGAUUUAAUGAAAUUGCUCAACAGUUUAAAUAUUGACAGCAGUGGAAAGUUUGUUCACAUCACAUACCAGUAUAUUUUGCAGACUGUGUUGUCUUUGAUGGUUAAUGAUAGAUACUCUGUGGACAAUCCAGAUGAAACCGUGAAUGAUAAAGAAACACCCCUUUCAAGAGAGGAGGAGCAGGUCUUGAGAUACGCCGCAGGGUAUAUCCCAUUUGCUCUUAACCAGAAAUUGAAACGACAAAGUAACGAAACUGCAGCAUUUCUAUGCAGUGUUUUGAAAAAGUGGCGUGCUUGUAAAACUGAUACCGAGAAAACAUUCUUAGAGUACACAAAUGAAUGGAUAGAGAAACAGAACAGAGGUGGCUUAUUUCAUGUUGGCGAUGAUGUGUAUAUUUUUUUCCGCACCCUUGAACAUGUUUCUAGACAAUUCUUGACAAGAGCCAACUUGAGUAAAUUCCCUGGAAUGAAUGUCAAAAGUUCUUUGAAAGAAAAGAUACUUUCAGUGAGACGUGUACACAACUAUUGGCAAACGUUAACCCAAGGAAAACUUUCAGGAGAUGUUUCCAAACGAUUCUUGGACAUGGUUCUUAACUUAUGGAUAAAGAUACGGGUAACUGCCUUCAUUAAAGUUUAUCUUGAUUUGAAAAAGUCCAGUGGUAAAGUCUCUAAAAGAGGUGAGAAGGCACUGAGAAAAACCCUGCAACCAUCAACCUUUGUGGAAUAAAUCUACACAACUUUCCACUUCCUGGUUGUCUUUCCACCUUGCUCAGAGUUGGUAACAAAAUUUGGUGGACCAUGACAUUUUUUGUGUACAAAUCUGUGCCUUUCAAUGACAAAAAUUGUACAUAAAUACUUAUAAUUAACAAUAUGCAUAUUUAAGGACCUCAGAAAUCGGAUGUUAAUAAAAUGUUCAUAAUGUUUGAACAUCAACUUCAAGCACCAACUGGACAUUAUGUAAAAAUAAUCUGUACAUGUACUUCCUGUCCUCGGAUGUAUCCUGCUCAUGAAUUUGUACAGUAAGGUUACACUGACAAAUUUCUUUUUGUUAACUAUUUUGUACAUAUAUACAAGUAUUAAAUUAUUUAUUCACCACUCUGGUUCUGUGAGCUCCAUGUUCUUUUUCUGGUCUUCAUGAACUGGUGUUU